UUUAUUUUUUCAUGAAAUAAAAACUAAACGUCAGAAUUCUGAAAAACAGAUAAAACAAACACAUGUUUGUGCGUUUCUCUUCGUGUAGGAACUGAUUUAUUGAUUAUUAUCGAUCGUUCCGUGAUCCGAGGCGUGUCCGCGAGCCGCCAUGUUCUCCCGUGACGUCACCAAACGGGAAGUGAGCUUGUUGUUCUGCUCCGUGGUCGCUGCGGUGCGGUGCGGGAGGCUCGCGGGCCAGCUCUUCCUCUGCGCUUCUUCCUCCUCUUCCUCCUCUUGGACCAUGGACGGGAAUCAGAGUUUCCUUCCUCUCUCAGCUGCUGCGCGACCAUGAGCACCUCCGACCUGUCGACAGUGGAUGGCACUGAUAGGCUGUGUGUGUCUGAGCGCGCUCAGUGCGUCCCGUCUCGGGUCCUUCACCUGCGUCACCUUCCCCUUGACGUCUCUGAACAGGAAGUGCUCGCUCUGGCGCUUCCCUUCGGCCGAGUUAGCAAACUGAUCACGCUGAAGCAUAAAAACCAGGCUUUUGUAGAGAUGGCGUCAGAGGAAGCGGCGGUUACCAUGGUGAACUACUACACCUCAGCCACGCCCACCGUCAGGAACCAGCCAAUCUUCAUUCAGUACUCCACCCACCGCGAGCUGAAGACCGACAACCUGACCAAUCAGAGAGCUCAGGUGGCACUGCAGGCCAUCAGCGCAGCAGCAGUGCAUUCUGGGAACAUGGCGUCUGGAGGAGAGGGGCGGGGCUUCGCUCCCGGUCAGAGUCCCGUCCUGAGAAUCAUCGUGGAGAAUUUAUUUUACCCCGUGACCCUGGAGGUCCUGCAGCAGAUCUUCAGUAAGUUCGGCUCGGUGUUGAAGAUCAUCACCUUCACCAGAAACAAUCAGUUUCAGGCUCUGCUGCAGUUCAGUGACACCGUGCACGCUCAGCACGCCAAGGCUGCUCUGGACGGUCAGAACAUCUACAACGGCUGCUGCACGCUGCGGAUCGACUUCUCCAAACUGAGCGCGCUCAACGUGAAGUACAACAACGACAAGAGCCGAGACUUCACCAGAGCCGACCUGCCGACGGGAGAGCUGGAGCCCGCCGCCUUCGGUGUAGCCCUCCCUCCAUACGGAGCAGCAGCUUUCCCGCCCUCCUUCCACCAGCACACAGGUAUGUCGAUGGCGGCCGUCCCCGGCUCGUUGGUGUCUCCCCCUCGUGUCUCGCUGCAGGUGGCGCCCCCCGCCGGCCACUCCGUGCUGCUGGUGUCCAACCUGAACCCCGAGAGCGUGUCGCCUCACUGCCUCUUCAUCCUGUUCGGUGUUUACGGGGACGUUCAGCGAGUGAAAAUCCUCUUCAACAAACAGGAAAACGCUCUGGUUCAGAUGAGCGACGCCACGCAGGCUCAACUCGCGAUGAGUCACCUGAACGGCCAACGUCUCCAUGGAAACGUGAUCCGGGUGACGCUGUCCAAGCACCCGGUGGUACAGCUGCCUCGCGGGGGGGCGGGGCAAGAAGAGCAGGCGCUGACCCGCGACUUCUCAGGCUCCGCCCUCCACCGCUUCAAAAAACCCGGAUCCAAAAACUUUAACAACAUCUUCCCGCCGUCGGCGACGCUGCACCUCUCCAACAUCCCCUCGUCGGUCAGCGAGGACGUGUUGAAGGAUUUAUUUUCCUCCGCCGGGUUCACAGUCAAAGCCUUCAAGUUUUUCCAGAAGGACAGGAAGAUGGCGCUGAUGCAGCUGGCGUCGGUGGAGGAAGCUAUCGAGGCUUUGAUCGCUCUGCACGACCAGCAGCUGGACCACAACCAGCACCUCAGAGUGUCCUUCUCCAAGUCCACCAUCUGACCCUUGACCACCGAUUGUCCUUCUCCAAGUCCAAUAUCUGACCUUUGACAUCCGAGUGUCCUUCUCCAAGUCCACCAUCUGACUUUUAACCUCCAAGUGUCCUCCAAAUGCACCAUCUGACCUUUGACAUCCGAGUGUCCUUUUCCAAGUCCACCAUUCAACCCCUGACCUCCGAGUGUCCUUCUCCAAGUGCACCAUCUGACCCCUGACCUCCGAGUGUCCUUCUCCAAGUGCACUAUCUGACCCCUGACCUCCGAGUGUCCUUCUCCAAGUGCACUAUCUGACCCCUGACCUUCGAGUGUCCUCCAAGUGCACCAUCUGACCCCUGACCUCCGAGUGUCCUUUUCCAAGUCCACCAUUCAACCCCUGACCUCCGAGUGUCCUUCUCCAAGUGCACCAUCUGACCCCUGACCUCCGAGUGUCCUUCUCCAAGUGCACUAUCUGACCCCUGACCUUCGAGUGUCCUUCUCCAAGUGCACCAUCUGACCCCUGACCGCCGAGUGUCCUUCGCCAAGUGUACCAUCUGACCCCUGACCUCCGAGUGUCCUUCUCCAAGUGCACCAUUCGACCUUUGACCUCCGAGUGUCCUCAAAGUCCACCAUCUGACCUUUGGCCUCUGACUGUCCUUCUACAAAGUACACCGUUUGACCUUUGCCCUCUGAGUGUCCUUCUCCGAGUCCACUAUUCGACCCCUGAUCUUCGAGUGUCCUUCUGCAAGUUCACCAUCUGACCCCUGACCUCUGAGUGUCCUUCUCCAAAUACACCAUCUGACCCCUGACCUCCGAGUGUCCUCCUCCAAAUACUCCAUCUGACCCCUGACCUCCGAGUGUCCUUCUCCAAGUCCACUGGCUGACCCUUGACCCCAGCAAAGGGUCAACUGACCCCUGCAGGUCGGCCGAGGCCCCAGACUGUCAGCAGUGUUAGCUUCAAGUUUAACUAGCCGUUAGCGUUGCUGGGAAUCCACACAGGAAGUGAGACGUGAGCGGGGCGUGAGCGUUCUAUCCGUUCAGUCCACACCGACUCCGACCUGCGUUCAGCGUCUCUGUCGUCUGUCGGCAGUAGCUGCUGACCAGCGGCCGGACAAACUGCCUUAACAGUUCGCAUGUUGGCUCCACGAGAAGAAACCCAGUGUUUGUAUUUAUUGAUUCAUUGAUUUUAUUUCCCGCCGUACUGAGUGAAUCUGCCUGCAGUGAAACAGGCAGAUUGGAUGCUGAUCAAUCAAUAUAGAUACGGUUAAUAAGUUCAACACACACACACACACAUAUGUAUAUAUAUAUAUAUGUGUGUGUGUGUGUGUGUGUGUACAGCAGGAUCAAACAGACUUGGAGCACAGAAGCUCGGAGUCAGUGUGGAUCAAUACAUUUGAUAAAAAAGGUGUUUCUGUUCCGCGAGGCGCGCGAGUGAGAGACGUCAAAAACACUUCUAAAAAGGCUUUUUAUGUGGAUUAGCUGUUAGCCUUUAAACUUUGAGUUUCGUCAGUUAUUUUCCUUAGUUUUUUAUUUUAAACAGCUAUCAGCCUGCUAGCUUUUGGUUUAGCUUAGCAUUAGCAUGUUAGUUUAGAGUUUAAUCAGUAAUUGGACACAGGAAAGAUGCCGUGCUUACGAUUCACAAGGAUUAACGUCAUCAAUCAACUCGAGCUUCUAUUUUAAAAGGUAUUAAUUAGCCUGUUAGCUUCAACACAGAUACACAGAUGUAAUAGAAAUCAGUUGUAGGAGUUCCUCAGAUGUAAUUAUGACUUAGAUGUUGAUUUAAAUGACAAUUACAAGGCAGAAAUGGUGAUUUACAAUAAGUCUGAUAUGGCACGACAUGACAAUGACACAGCAUUAUCCUGUUAGCUUCGACUUUAGCCACACUAGCUAUUAGUAUUUUAGCUCCAAGCUAAGCUAUGUAUUAGCUGGAUUAUUAGAACGUUACUUUGUUCAGACAGUGGAAACAACACUCGGCUGCUUGUAAGCUACAACAAAGCCGCAGCAAACUGGUGACAAAAUGGCGGCAGAGCUCCAUCGCUGACAGUUAAACUGAAAUAAAACCCAGUAUUAACACUAAUCAGUGUAUUUAUGAGCAGAUUAACUAAGUUUACUUUCCUGCGGCUGAACGUCACUGACCAGUCACGUGUUUGUGUUUCUGCAUUUACCGACACUUGUUUCUAAUACAGCGGUGGAAGAAGUACUUUACUGCAGUAAAAGUACCGAUACAGCAAAGUAAAAAUACUCCAUUACUAGUAAAAGUCCUGCAUGAGAGAUUCUACCACAGUAAAAGUAUUAUGAGCUUGAUGUAGUUAGUAAAAGAACUUGUUUUGCAGAGCGUUGGGCUGUGACUGACGUAUUAAACUCUUUCCAUGAAGUUCAUUAUUAAUACUGAUGAAUCGCUGCAGAGAUCGACUGUUAGAUGAUCGUUUGUGUCGGAACAAAGAAAAAACAAAAUUAAAUUUCCAGGUUUUCCUGUUUGGGUUUAAUUUAUUUGAAACAAAGUUUAGAGGAGCGAACGACUCACGAACAUCUGAAACAUGACGAGGAGACAAAACAUCUGUUAUGCAGCUCAACGUAGAAGCUUCUUUCAAAUUAAAAGUCUUUUUAUCUGAAAAGUAACUAAAGCUGUCAAAUAACUGUAGUGGAGUAGAAGUAUAAA
Molecule: messenger RNA, 4452 nt
Organism: Thunnus maccoyii (southern bluefin tuna)
Lineage: Eukaryota; Metazoa; Chordata; Actinopteri; Scombriformes; Scombridae
Product: polypyrimidine tract-binding protein 3-like
Exons: 14
Coding region: 328-1824 (498 amino acids)
Biological process (GO): regulation of RNA splicing; mRNA processing
Cellular component (GO): nucleus
Molecular function (GO): mRNA binding
Source: RefSeq, a predicted model, not a curated record